AGACUUCAUUCAACAACUAUCAUAGGUGUGGAGAACACAAACAAGGUUAGACAAGGUGAACAUUGCACACGACAAACUUGCAACAAACAAUUUAGAUAUAGAAGAAUUGUCAUUUGAAUACAUCAAUAUUAAGAUCAGGAUAUAAAGAAGUUCACAAGUUGUAAUCAUGGCAGAGGCACACGCUGCGGUUGCCUUCUCUUUCUCAGUUACACCUGAUGGUGUCAAUGUUGCUGUUAAUCAUGAAGCAUUAUGGGCUGUAUUUCACAGUGGAGUUUUGUCAUGGAAUAGGAAAAUACAUAGAAUAAAGAAUAGUUUCCAUAAUGGCAUCUACCCAGCAUCAGCAAUGAGUUUACUAUUUACUAUAUCUAUAGUACUAGCAUUAUGUCUUGGUGGUUUUGAUGUAUCUUAUGGUUCUAUCAAAUAUAUUCAAACACAUUUUCCUGGAAUAUCCUAUGCAAAUGACACAGUGAAUUUUGUUAUCAGUUCUGUGAUAUUUUCUACUAUAUUGUGGAUCACUGUGAUAAAUGUAAUCAAAUACAUAUUACGAUUGUUAUUCAACUAUCAAAAUUGGAUGUAUGAAGUAAGAGGAAAGAAGGUAUCUUGGCAAACUAAACUCUGGGUUGUCUUAGUGAAGUCUUUUAGUGGGAGACAUCCAAAGUUAUAUAGUUAUCAAGCAUCACUACCUAAAUUACCAGUUCCAGGUGUUGAAGAUACCAUGAAUAGAUAUUUAUUAUCUGUAAGACCAUUGUUAGAUGAUGAGAAAUAUAAUAGAAUGAAAGGUUUAGCAGAAGAAUUUAAAAAUGGAAUUGGUAACAAACUACAAAGAUAUCUUAUUUUGAAAUCAUGGUGGGCCUCCAACUAUGUAUCUGAUUGGUGGGAGGAAUAUGUAUAUUUAAGAGGAAGAGCUCCCAUUAUGAUUAAUAGUAAUUUCUAUGGAAUAGAUGCUGUAUUUUUGAAACCCACACAUAGACCUCUAUCUCGAGCUGGUAAUAUUAUUUAUUCUAUGUUAAAGUUUAGACGAGAAGUUGAUAGAGAAGAAUUAGAACCUAUUAUUUUAAAUAAGACUGUUCCACUGUGUUCAUCACAAUAUGAAAGACAGUUUAAUACCACUAGAAUACCAGGUGUAGAAACAGAUCAACUUAUACAGUACCAUGAUAGCUCACAUAUAGCAGUUUAUCAUAAAGGAAGAUAUUAUAAAGUUUAUAUAAGAAAUAAAGGUGUAUUGUUAACACCUUGUGAAAUAGAAUACACAUUGCAGAAAAUAGUAGAUGAUGAUUCAGUACCUUCACCAGGAGAGAAAGAAUUAGCAGCUUUAACAGCUGGUGAACGAGUAGCAUGGGCUAAAGCUAGAGCUGAAUACUUCUCCAAAGGCAAAAACAAGGCUUCAUUACAUGCUAUAGAAAAGGCAGCUUUCUGUGUGACACUAGAUGAAGAUGCUCAAGAGUUUGAUCUAAAUGUUGAGGAGAAACCUGAAUUAUUAGAUGUUUAUGGUCAGGCUAUGUUACAUGGUAAAGGCUAUGAUAGAUGGUUUGAUAAAUCUUUUACAUUAGUUGUUUGUGCUAAUGGAAGAAUUGGUUUUAAUGCUGAACAUUCAUGGGCUGAUGCACCAAUUAUGGCUCAUUUAUGGGAAUAUGCCAUUUCUGAAGAUAAUCUUAUUUUAGGAUAUACUGAAGAUGGACAUUGUAAAGGUGAAUUAGGACCAACACCUCCACCUCACCCUAUAAGAUUAGAAUGGGACAUACCUAAACCAUGUCAAAGUAUAAUAGAAGAACAAUUACAAGUAGCCAAACAAUUAAUAAGUGAUGUUGAUUUACAUCUGAUGGUACAUACAGCUUUUGGUAAAGGUUUGAUUAAACAAUGUAAAGUUAGCCCUGAUGCUUUCUUACAAAUAGCUUUACAGUUAACAUAUUACAGGACUGCUGGUAAAUUCUGUUUAACGUAUGAAUCAUCAAUGACUAGGCUAUAUAGAGAAGGUAGAACUGAAACUGUUAGAUCCUGUACAGUAGAUUCGUGUGAAUUUGUUAAAUCUAUGGAUGAUCCUAACUGUACAAAUGAAGAACGUAUUGCUAAAUUUCAACGUGCAUCUGAAAGUCAUCAACAAGGCUAUCGUGAUGCUAUGACUGGUAAAGGAAUAGAUAGACAUCUGUUCUGUUUAUAUGUUGUUAGUAAAUAUCUUGGUGUAGAUUCACCAUUUUUAGCUGAAGUACUCAGUGAACCAUGGAGAUUAUCGACUAGUCAGACACCACAUACUCAAACUAAUCGUAUAGAUUUAGUUAAAUAUCCUAAACAGAUCUGUGCUGGAGGUGGAUUUGGUCCUGUAGCUGAUGAUGGAUAUGGUGUAUCCUAUAUAGUAGCUGGUGAAGAUACAUUAUUCUUUCAUAUUUCCAGUAAAAAAAGCUGUCCAACCACUAGUUCCAAGAAAUUCGGAGCUGGUAUAAAUAAAGCAUUACAAGAUUUAAAGAAUUUAUUUGGAAAGUAAUAUAGUAUAAUGUUGAAAUGAUGUAAACAGAAUGACGAGAAACUGUUGUGCUGACUAAUUUACCAACCUAAUCUGAUGUGUCCAAAUUAUUAAGUUUUCUGUUGAUUUUAAGUUUUUAUGUUUUGUUUUAGCCAUGAUUGAUUGUUUUCUACGGUUUUAGUUUUAGCCGGUGAUAUUAACACCAAUAAUUAAUAGCUAACAUUUUAUUUUUAUUAUUAUUCAAAUAACUAAUAUUAUUCUGAAGGCAUUUAUUUAUCUUUCUAUAAAGCCAUAUAUUGUUAUAAGAAUAUCAAUGCAAUUUUGAACAAUGCAAAUUUGGAGAAAAAAUUCCAAAUUGUAACAUGACCAAUUAAAAACCAGAAUAUUUUGUUUCAUCAUCUUGCCCAGUUAUCUGGUUUUUACCUCAAAAAUCCUUUUCUUUUCUUUUCUUCAUUUUAUGGAUUUAGUUGUUUUAUUUUUGAAUUGUAUAUAGAGAUGAUAUACAAAGAUAUUGUACAUUUUUUAUUUAUCAUAUUGAACUGAUAUGAAACAAACUUAAAAAUUCAUACUUUAAUUCAAAUAUUUCAUCUAAAUCUAAAAUUCUAACUCUUAUAGAACAAUUUUUAGACUAAGUUUAAAAACUUUGAAAUAACAAAUUAAAGCAUUAACAGUUUAUUGGAUAAAUAUUCCUAUCAAAAUUUCACAUUGACAUAGGCCUAUAAUUUAAUUUUUAUUGAUAUUUUGUUGGAUUGGCCCACAAUAAGGAGGAAAUUAGAGAUACACAGGCACAUACUCAGAUAAGUUUCAUGCUCAAACUGUCGUUCUCAUGUCAUAAUAAUUUUAGGUUAUUUUAGUUUUUAUAACAGUUUUUAAUUUUAAACAUAUAUUUGAUAGACCAAUAGUAUAGCCUGCUCUGGCAUUCCUAAUUUAAAUAUUGUGUGAUGUUUAAGUUUGAAUUUUAUCAUUAAAAAUAAUUAUUUAA
This is a messenger RNA of Lottia gigantea (owl limpet), 3440 nucleotides long. RefSeq lists its product as hypothetical. Gene Ontology annotation, biological process: carnitine metabolic process; fatty acid metabolic process. The record is from RefSeq and is a predicted model, not a curated record. Gene Ontology annotation, cellular component: mitochondrion. The transcript is spliced from 23 exons. Lineage: Eukaryota; Metazoa; Mollusca; Gastropoda; Lottiidae. Bases 167 to 2479 code for a protein of 770 amino acids. Gene Ontology annotation, molecular function: carnitine O-palmitoyltransferase activity.